Pungitius pungitius (ninespine stickleback) is the source of this 4438-nucleotide messenger RNA. It is a transcript of the gene bag6l, whose product is annotated as BCL2 associated athanogene 6, like. The record is from RefSeq and is a predicted model, not a curated record. The coding region runs from base 327 to 3686 and encodes 1119 amino acids. Gene Ontology annotation, molecular function: misfolded protein binding; polyubiquitin modification-dependent protein binding. Gene Ontology annotation, cellular component: BAT3 complex. NCBI's taxonomy places the organism in Eukaryota, Metazoa, Chordata, Actinopteri, Perciformes, Gasterosteidae. The transcript is spliced from 23 exons.
ACGUCAUUGGGGUCUUGUGACGUUGUGUUCAGUACCGUGUCUCAUUUUGGGAACUCUAACAUGGUAAAAUAACGGAUCACGUGGAACCCGUCAAAAACUGGGAUUACUCUUUAAAUUGUAAUUCCCAGGGAUGUAGUGUCGUUUAGCAGACUAGACAGAGACAGCCCGGAGACAUCUCGGGGCUGCGGAGCACUUCCGGUACCUGGGGUUAGCUGGUGUUAGCUGACCGGCUAAGCUAAUAACUUCAACAAGGCACUGCAGCCGUCUCUUCUGUUUUUUCACCCUAUUAGUUUGCUGGUGACCAAGGGCUGUUUUAUUUCAGGCAAAUGGGUGACUCUAGCGGUAUGAUAGAAGUCACCGUGAAGACGUUGGACUCUCAGAGCAGGAGCUACAAAGUCAGAGGCGAGCUGACAGUAAAGCAGUUCAAGGAACACAUAGCAUCAUCAGUGGAGAUCCCAGCAGACAAGCAGAGGCUCAUCUACCAGGGUAGGGUGCUGCAGGAUGACAGGCCGCUGAGUGAAUACCAUGUAGAUGAGAAGGUAAUCCACUUGGUAGAGCGUGCCCCACCUCAGGCGACCACCUCUGGAGAUGGGGGGGUGGAUGUUUCUACCAGGGGACCAGAUGGUGGAAGCAGCAGCAGCCGUGCCUCUACCUCCCCCCAGGGUGCACCACACGAUCGCAACAGCUACGUGAUGCUGGGGACCUUCAACCUGCCGGUCCACAUCAUGGACCCUCAGCAGAUCCAGAUGUCUGUUCAGCAGAUGAUGACGGGAGUCGGUGAAGCUGGAAGGAACUCAAGGGGCGGCACCAGCUCUCGGAGCAAUGGCUCGGUGGAUGUGCGGAUCAACUUGGACCAGUCAGUGCAGAGUGAGCCCAGGAUGAGGCUGCAGCUGGCAGAAAACCUGCUCAGAGACGCUCAAGCUCUGAUCCACAGGCUGGAGGGAGAGUCCAGUGACAGCACAUCCCAUUCACAGCCAGAGGUCCCUCAGUCCUUUUCCUCCUCAGUUAGAGGGACUGUAGCAUCCCAACUCAUGGAGACCAGCUCCCCUGCUACUCCAUCAUCCUCCACCUCAACCCAGGCCGAGGGAUCAGCCAACACUGUGCCCAACCACCCCAGUCCAGCAGAGCUGGUGGAGGUUCUGUCUGAGGUCAGGAGGGUGGAGGAGAGAUUACGGCCCUUCUUAGAGAGGACCCACUCAAUACUCGGGGCAGCCACUACAGCGGACUACAACAACAAUACCCAGGAAAGGGAGGAGGACCAGCACCUUCUCAACCUGGUCGGAGAUGCCCUGCGUCUCCUUGGCAACGGCUUAGUUAUGCUUGGUGACCUACGUUGUAACUUGGCAACCUCUCCUCCACGUCCCCUAUACGUGGCUCGUCCAAUGGCUCUGCUCCCACCUGGUCUGCCUCACAUGGCCGUUCCAAUCAACUUUGGGACAACAGUGACCAUGACAUCUAAUGGGAGACCGACAGCUGAAGGACCACACCAGCCGCCUCACAGCACUGGCCAAUCGGAUCAGCCUCCUCUGUCCGAUGGGACCAGUCCCCAACAAGAACCGGGAGGACCCAGAGUAAUCAGGAUCACCCACCAGACCAUGGAGCCUGUGGUCAUGAUGCAUAUGGCCCGUGAUGGUGAGGCAGCUUCUGGGUCUGAGGUCCCAGGACAGCCGAACACUGCAGGUACUGCCCAGCCCGGAAUACCCCCUGAGUUCAUGCAGGCCAUCGUGCACCAGAUGUCCCACCAAGCUGCUGACAUGGCCCCUGCUGUGUCAGCUGGCCCCCCAGCACAGGUGGAGCCCGUCCCUAGCCCAGCUUCUAACGUGGAGGGAGCUGCUUCCCCACAGCCCCCUCACCCUGCUGGGACGAGGGUUGUCAUCAACAGACCAUCCUUCUCCCCUCACAUCCCUCAACCUGUAGGACCGCGAGGAACCACCAUCUGCCUGAGGGCCACAGUACCCACAGCUAGUCAGCAGCUGGAACAGGGCCCCCCUCCGGCUCCCUCCUCCCUUACCCAGAUGAUCAGUGGUCUGGUUGGACAGCUCCUGAUGGCGGGUCAGCCAGUGGACCCCAUGUCCACAUCCUCUCAGUCCUCUAUCUCUACCUCGUCCUCCACGGCGUCUCCCUCCAUUCCCUCUGCCAACACCUCCGGACAGACAUCCACCCACACCACCAACACUCCCUCCACUGGCCAGCCCACAGAGGGAAGUCCUGAAGGACAUCUGGCCCAGCUGCUGGGCUCUGUGCUUGGUGGAGCAGCUCCGUCCAUCACUGUGACACUUCCGGCCUUCUUCCAGGGCCUUUCGGACUUCACACAGCCAGCUGAGCGUCAAGCUACCGCCCCAGUCCUCCCUCAGUCCACUGGUCCCCCUCCAACUCUGGCCAGCGGCGGUUCAGGUGGGGACUCUCUGAGCCCAGAGCUGUUCACUGGCAUCGUGCAGGGAGUGCUGUCCACCAUGAUGAGCUCUCUGGGGGCCCAGCAGGGCAACGGAGAGAGCAUCGCCCAGUUCAUCCAGAGACUGUCCCAGACCAGCAACCUUUUCUCUCAGGGCUCUGGAGACGCUGUGGGGUUUUUUGGUGACCUUCUGUCUGUGGUAUGUCAGAGCUUCUCCAUGGUAGACAUGGUCUUGCUGCUUCAUGGGAACGCCCAGCCUCUGAGUCGCAUCCAGCCCCAGCUCACUGACUUCUUCAAUGAGCACUACCUGCAGGGCAGAGAGCCCAGUGACGCCAACAUUGAGACAGCAGCCGAGCAGCUGAUUAACGGAUUGGAGGAGUACAUAGCGGAGAGCUUUGCCACAGUGACAGUGCGGGACGGAGUGGACAUCGUUCAGACCAACCUGUCUUUCCUCAGACAGCAGUUCACGCAGAUGGCCUCUCUCAUCCUGCACCCCAAUGAUAUCACAUUUGGCCCCCGCCUGCUGCUGCUGUGCACUCAGGGCCUGUUUGAGUGUCUGGCUCUGAACCUGUACUGCCUCAGAGGAGAGCAGAGAUGUCUGACGACCGUCAUCACCCAGCGCCUUAGGAGGAUGUUUGCAGAAGUCAAUCCCAGUUUGGUCAAUUGGCUGACCAGUAUGAUGUCUAUGAGGCUGCAUGUGAUUCUGGAACACAAUCCGGUGACUGAGGACCACAUCCAGCACUACGUCAUCUACACACAGAUGGAAGACAGUUUGUCUCUGGGUCCAGCCAACACAGCAGAGGAGGCCCCUGGAGAGAGGGAAGCACCUCCUGGAGUAAACCCGGCCUUACCAGGGGACAGGCCAUGUCCUGCCUGGGGCCCGACAGGCCGGGAGGGGGCGGCGCCUGGGGCGGAGUCAUGGGCAGCAGCUGUUCCACCUGAAUGGGUUCCCAUCAUCAGACAUGACAUGCUGUCUCAGAAGAAGAUCAAAUGCCAGCCGCCGCUGUCCGAUGCCUAUCUGCAGAGCAUGCCUGCCAAGAGGAGGAAGAUGACCCAGUGUGAAGGGCCACACCUGUCCCUGUCAGACGCAGUGUGUCGGGCUGCUCGAGCUGCAGGAGCCCAGCCUGUCACUGACCCAAACCGCCUGCAGGGGGAGCUGGAGACACCCGAGUUGCAGGAAGCAUACACCCAACAGGUUAAGAGUGACAUCGGAGAGCGGGUGAGAGACAAUCCAAACUACAACACGCAGCGAUUCCCCAACACACACCAAGUUUUCUCUGUCCAGGACUGCUAAUCGUCCUCAGCACUGUGCGACCAGCAGCUACACAACAUGCACUCAACAGACCACCUGCACCAUGGAACUCUGGUCAAUGUAGUGUGCUAUCAUCCCAUUGUAUCCUCAGAAUUCAAUGAAUGGUUCCCCUUUUGGUCAGAAUGGAACCCGCUGACUGGCUCCAUAGCAUAGGGUGACGAGCUAACUGGUUCAUUUCCUUUGGACACCUUGGAGAAACAAAUGAUGGAGUAGCUUAGUGAAAUGCCAGGAUACUUCACAGAGAAUAAGAAAGUAACAUAACAUGUUAUACUAUAAUAUAAAUAUAAGAGUACAGGUGUAAAAUUGUGAAUGUGUUAGGAUUUAAAUCUUACUUAAAUACAAACCCUUAAGACAAAGCCUUAAAAAAUUCCGAGAAAUACUAAUGGUCCCUUGUAGUAACUGGUCACAUUGUGUCAACACGUCAUUUGCACAGACUAUUAUUAGCUUGUACAUAUAUGGGCUGAAGAUGUACAUCAUGCACAAUCAACGUACUCUACCUUUUAUCCAAAUAUUUCCAAAUAUUUAUAGUAUCUCCCUAUAUUUAUCUUCCUGAUACUACAUUGUGGUUCUAUCAUGUGCUGAAAAUGUUGCAUUCUAUAUCUGUACAAGGAAGAAAUGCAAAUAAUUGGAAAUUGUUCAUAGUAAAGUGAUAUCCGAGAGCUCUGAGGCUCCAUUCAAACUGAAUGUCUGCUUUGUGCUUGUUAAUGUAACUGGAAUAAAUUGAUUCAUGAAGA